AUGAGGUCCCGUUAGUGAGACGGUCAGUUAAAGCACAUCAGGGAUUAUGUUUCAUCCAGUAUAGAGUUAUUCCUGAGUUUAGUUAGGGAUCUGAUUAGAAUCGCGGUGGAAGGGAUUGUGUUCAGGCAACAGAGAGAGAGAAAGAGAACCUGAAAAAGGACCAAGUUAGAAGGAGAACUCCACUCCCCCCUCCCCAAAAAUAAGUUCUCGAGGUAACGCAACAUUUCUACAUUUCUUCUGUGCAUGCAUUGUAACUCCAACAGCCUUGAAGUCGAGCAGUAACCAUGUGCAGGAGAGCACGAGCUCGUUCCCUUGGGGGCUUGUUUUUAUAGAUUAACGUGAAGCUGAUGGAGAAGCCCCCGUUGCCUAGCGAUGAGGAUAUCCCUGGGAUGACUGACGGUCAAUCAGCCAUGACUCUGGUGUCAGAGGAAGGGGCGGAGUCUGACACUGGGAUCGGGCAAGGGGAGGGGCGUCCUGCAUGGGACAGUAAGCUACAGUACGUCCUUGCCCAGGUGGGCUUCAGCGUCGGACUCGGGAACGUGUGGCGCUUCCCGUAUCUCUGUCACCAAAACGGAGGAGGAGCGUUCCUGUUGCUCUACGUGAUGAUGCUGCUGCUGAUUGGAGUUCCUUUGUAUUUUAUGGAACUGGCCGCGGGUCAGAAUAUUCGCCAGGGCAGCAUCGGGGUCUGGAAACACAUCUCGCCACGCCUCGCUGGCAUCGGCUACUCCAGCUGUGUGGUUUGUUUCUUCAUGGCCCUGUACUACAAUGUCAUCAUUGCAUGGGCUCUGUUCUACUUGGGAAGUUCUUUCCAGUACCCGUUACCAUGGCAACAGUGUCCCAUAGAUCCUGGCACGAACCAGACAGUGAAGGAGUGUGCCGCCAGCUCUCCCACCUCUUAUUUCUGGUUCCGCAAGGCUCUCGAUAUCUCCGACUCGAUUGAUCAAUCUGGAGAGUUUAAUCUUGUGAUUACCGGGUGCCUGCUUGCAGCUUGGACAAUAGUCUGUCUCGCCAUGAUCAAGGGCAUCAAGUCCUCAGCCAGGGUGAUGUACUUCUCCUCUAUUUUCCCGUACGCUGUGUUGUUCUGUUUUCUGAUCAGAGGUCUAAUGCUGGACGGCGCCACCGACGGACUCGCCUAUAUGUUCUUUCCAAAAUUAGAGAUCUGGGCUGAGGUGCAGGUUUGGCGCCAGGCUGCCACUCAGGUUUUCUUCGCUCUCGGUCUGGGCUACGGGUCUGUGAUUGCUUACUCCUCCUACAACCCAAUCAACAACAACUGCCACCGGGACUCCCUGAUGGUCUCUGCCAUCAACUUCAUGACCUCAGUCCUGGCCUCGCUCGUCGUCUUCACGGUCCUCGGCUUCCGAGCCAAGAACAUCGCCCUGGAGUGUGUUGUGGAGAAUGUGAGUAAAAUGUCAGAGAUGGUCACUUCGGGCACAGCUCAACCCUGGUGGCCGUUGUUCAAUAUGUCCGACCCCAGAUCCAUAGAAGUGAAGGAUUACCAGGAGUGGUACAGGCAUUAUGGGAGCCUGCUAGACUCAAAUAUCACCGACUGUGACCUGGAGAGAGAAAUGAACAAGGGAGUGGAAGGAACUGGUUUGGCGUUUAUCGCGUUCACCGAGGCCAUGGCGCUGUUCCCAGCCAGUCCGUUCUGGUCAGCGCUGUUCUUCCUCAUGCUCCUAAACCUGGGUCUGUCCACCAUGUUCGGUACCAUGCAGGGCAUCCUCACGCCACUCAUGGACAACUUUAAACUGCUGGGGCGCCACAGGACGCUACUCACCGUGAUAAGCUGUAUCCUGGGGUUCCUGAUUGGUCUGCUCUUCACUCAGCGCAGCGGGAACUACUUUGUGACCAUGUUCGACGAUUAUUCCGCCACUUUGCCACUGAUGAUCGUCGUCAUCUUCGAGACCGUCAGUGUGGCAUGGAUCUACGGUGCUGAUCGGUUUCUGGACGAUGUUGAGGUGAUGCUGAAAUGGCGCCCUCCAGCCAUCUAUAAGUACAUGUGGAAGUAUGUGUGUCUGCUGGCUAUGGUGGGUCUGCUAGCUGCCAGCCUGCUGCGCAUGUUCUUCAAGUGGCCGACCUACACAGCUUGGAACCACACCACGGGGUCCGAGAGCAGCCUGGGAUACCCAGGAUGGGCUUUAGUGAUGCUAGCGCUGCUCAUCAUCGCUGCCUGUCUUCCAGUGCCUGCUGGCUACGUACAUUCCCUUCUCUCUCAUAAGUGUGGCCCAUCACAGGCAGAAGGAGAGGCUGAGCAUCAUAGAGAACGGUACUCCAAAUGUAGUACCACCGAGCCAGAACUCAACAGCCAUCACACCACUCUGGACGAGGACAUCAGCCGAACCACCUUCCUGUCCGUGGCUGCAGAUCACUACAGGCUUCUCUCACAGCAGGAGGAUGGGGAAGAGGAGGAGGAUGACACAGAACUGUAAUAAAUUCUGACAAGGAAGAACAUGUAUAGUGUUUGGGCAAGAUGACUGAAUGGGAUGCUGGAGUGUCUAGGAGACAGUUGCCAAGGCGACUGCGCUCACAGUGCAAUUUUAAAGAUAGAAAGUGAGAAACUGGAGAGAAGUGAGAAAUGGAACAGAAUCUCAAAUCACUGAAAUGAAUUAACACAGUCACUUUUUCGGGAGUUAGAAACCAAACUGGACUUGGAUAUAGGAAUGGCAUGCGUUAAACCGUUUUAAAAAAACACUAAAACCGAACAGCUUUAACAUUCAAACCAGCCCUGACCCUACGAGGCAUCGAUUCUGAAGAUGUGCUUUUAACUUCCUAUCUGGUCUGAAUUGAAGUGUUUAUUUAAGUAUGCACGGUGUGUAUCAGGGAACUGGUACACUUGCUCAAAAUUGGAACGCUUUCUCUUUUUUAUUUUCUUUAAUUCAGUUAAAAUGCUAUGUCUGAUUGUGCAUGAUUAUAAAUAAUUCAGUCAUUUUCCCCUUUCUCUCUUUUUGGCCGACGGCCUUAUCCAGUCCGACUUGUGUUUUCAUUUUAGUUUAGUUAGGGGGCCUUGCUUAAGGGCCCAGCAGUUUUGAUGUUACAGCUGAUCGGUGUAUAGCAGGGCUAGAUUCAUUCUGCUAUUAACACAUCACCCAUGAUCAUUUAAAAAGAAAAGGAGCUUCGGCACAUGUUUUAAUGUUGUUCAAGGAGGAAGUGUAGUUGAAUUGUGGAUUUUCUUGUUUCUUGUUUAUAGAAAAACUUAUUUCAGUGAAGCAAAUUAAUAUCUCACGUUAUACAGGUCAGUUACUCCCAUCUGAGGCUUGUCUAUGAAUUAAAAAGCGAUGUGCUUAGCCUGGGGUAAAUGUAAAUGGAAUAAGUAUGUUUGUGUUUAUCAUCAGGUUUGUUGUAAAUAGAUGUAAUCUUAUAUAGAUUUAUGCUUUAAGGACAUUGUGUUUCUUUUCCGUUUAUAAUGAUUUGUCACUAAUGUUGCCAAGUGCCUCUGUUAUUAUGUAUAAAAUAAUAUUGAAAUCCUUUUUUUUU
This is a messenger RNA of Clarias gariepinus (North African catfish), 3471 nucleotides long. RefSeq names its product solute carrier family 6 member 16a (gene slc6a16a). NCBI's taxonomy places the organism in Eukaryota, Metazoa, Chordata, Actinopteri, Siluriformes, Clariidae. The transcript is spliced from 12 exons. Gene Ontology annotation, cellular component: membrane. The record is from RefSeq and is a predicted model, not a curated record. Bases 348 to 2426 code for a protein of 692 amino acids. Gene Ontology annotation, biological process: sodium ion transmembrane transport.